Messenger RNA from Gadus morhua (Atlantic cod), 1757 nucleotides. RefSeq names its product Yip1 domain family, member 1 (gene yipf1). Gene Ontology annotation, cellular component: membrane; Golgi apparatus. The record is from RefSeq and is a predicted model, not a curated record. Gene Ontology annotation, molecular function: small GTPase binding. Gene Ontology annotation, biological process: vesicle-mediated transport. The transcript is spliced from 10 exons. The coding region runs from base 264 to 1166 and encodes 300 amino acids. Lineage: Eukaryota; Metazoa; Chordata; Actinopteri; Gadiformes; Gadidae.
GGAACAACGUGUUUCGCUACAACGCCACAUAACACAGUCCCGAGCCAGCUGAAUUAUAUGAAGUGAAAUGACUCCAUAAAGUUAAUUAUUGUGCAUAUUCAGUUUUAUUCUGGGAGUUGGUACAUUCUAUUGUCUGGGCUCGCUGACUGCAUAAUCCAGACUCACAAUCGAGAGAAGUGUAGGUUGACUUCCUAUGCUCACUUGGCAAAGUAUUGGGUACCUUUUACACUUUCCUCUGAGGACAUUCAAAACAGUCCUUAUCAAUGGCGAACACAAAAGAUCCUUUUGAGUUUCAAGAAUUUGAAGAGGCUGAGAGUCUGUUGGAAGAAACCAGGGAUGCCACCACGAUCAACAUUGAUGAUGUGAAUGAGUUUCGAAAACAGAGGAGACCAGGAAGGGAUGAAGUUGAGGAAGACCUGCUCGCCAAUGAUGACAAGGCAGAGCUUCUUUCCGGACAAAAGAAAAAUGCCCCAUUUUGGUCGUUUGACUACUAUCAGAAAUUCUUUGAUGUCGACACCUACCAGGUCAGGAGUCGAAUUAUUGGUUCAGUACUGCCAUGGCGGGGAAAGAACUUCAUUGAACUUUACGUCCGCAGAAAUCCUGACCUCUAUGGGCCCUUUUGGAUUUGUGCAACUCUCGUGUUUGCAAUUGCCAUCUGCGGAAACCUAUCCAAGUUCUUGGUGAACCUGGGCAGUCCCAACUACAAAUAUACAGCUGAGUUUGGGAAAGUGACUAUUGCGGCAACAGCGAUCUAUAGCUACGCCUGGCUUGUUCCUCUUGCCCUCUGGGGAUUCUUGCUCUGGCGAAACAGCAAAGUGAUGAACCUGGUUACCUAUUCCUUCAUGGAAAUAGUCUGUGCUUAUGGAUAUUCCCUGUCCAUUUACAUUCCUGCAGUGGUGCUCUGGAUCAUUCCGUCAGAAGGACUGAGGUGGUUCUCUGUGGUGUUAGCGCUGUGUCUCUCUGGGUCCGUUCUGCUGCUGACCUUCUGGCCCGCUAUCAAGGAUGAUCACAUCAGAGUUUCCAUAGCGUUUAUGUCAGCCAUCGUGGUUCUCAAUGUUCUGCUGGCCGUCGGUUUCAAGGCAUACUUCUUCAGUUCAGAGAGUCCACAUCAGCAAACCAAUAGCUCCUCUGUCGUUACGCUCGUCCAAUCCAAGCCUCAUACAUAGACCUUCCUGAACACAAACGGGCUCUCCUGUUGCCUUAUUAGAGAGACUCGGGUUGCCGUAGUGAUGGUGUCACGGGGCGUCUGGAUUUCACCUGCGACUGGUCACGCACUGGCUUUUGGCUGUUAAGGCCUGUCGUGCACAACUGGUGCCACUGCAGGCCUACUGGGCCUCUGAAAAGGAUCACGGGUUGCAAGUGUGUUAUUUAUAUUAUGAGAUGGCUUCCGAACUUUCUUAAAUAUACAUCACAGGUGUAUGAUUUUUCACACAAAAAAAGACCCAGAACUUUUUUUCAGUUUGUAGUGUUGUCAUCAGUGCUUUGGCUUCAAGGUCCUCUACAGGAUUAUAUACUUUUUUGUAUACUUUAUGAUUCUCUUGGUUGUGGUUAGUGAUCUACUGUAUUAGCGUCAAUCAUUUUACAGAUUUAUAACGUGCAAUAAGUCUGUCAAUGGCAAACAUUAAUGAUAAGCAUUGUCACGUGCAAUUUUCUUUACAAAAUGUGUAAUAAUACAUUUUAUAAAAUGUACUCUAUGGUUCCAUUGAUUUUGUUAUGAAUGUUUGGGGAGUUUCAAUAAACUCAAAUUGUAUUAAGAA